UCAUCAUCACAGAGACAAUCGUUAGACUACGUACAAGGCACUGUGGGACCUCCAACGGUGAUGAUGGAUUAUACUUUUGGCGGGUCAAGUGCACGCAUAACUUUCACUCUCCGCUGGUCUCUGCCGUGCUUCUUCACACACCAGCUCGCACUGCCGCAGAACCGCGGUCUUCAUGAUGCGGUUCACCUCCUAUCAGCCGGUCGCAAAGCAAUUGCGUCAGGGUCGUUAUUGCGCAGACACAGCUCCAUCAGCGUGGGAUGUUACCACACCGGGCCAAACCCAAUUUCGAAGUUUCUUCGUUAUAAAACGUGUCCAGUGGUGGCGAAAAUGAAGCAGACCGAUCACGACCAGCAAACCGAACAACUCGUCCGAUAGCGCAGAGCAUCAAACCUAACGUGGCACACAAUUCGUCGGACAACACUAUGCAGAACGUUGCGGUGAUCGCGCUUUGUGUUACUUUUUGGACAUUAUGUACCAUCACCAAUGCUGACGCUGCAGCCCUCUUCACACCCUACCAACCACUACAUCCACUGGAUGAAGGCUACUUCCUACAGGCGCAACAACGAGGAGCUUGCCACUUGGAGACGGGACUGGUGCAAGAGUAUCCUUUCGUGCGCUUUCCCGAUGAACACACGUACGCACACUACAACUACCGUCAUCCGGUUGGUGGAGCUGUAGUGCCGCUACACGUGGCUCCAUAUCACAGCGAGCAGCUGCAACCGUUCUUACCGCCAUCGCACUACGUGACCUUCGUACCCGGGCCGAGCUCACUGGUAGCCUACGUUCCCGUACAGCGUGGCUCCCAAGGUCCCUGGGCAGUACCGAAUGUGUUCAUCAAAGGACAAGGCUACAGCACCAACCAGUACGUCGCUCCGUCGAUAAUGAAGAAACUCCUAGGGCAGGAUCCUCGGUGA
Messenger RNA from Anopheles darlingi, 914 nucleotides. RefSeq lists its product as uncharacterized. Bases 423 to 914 code for a protein of 163 amino acids. The transcript is spliced from 2 exons. The record is from RefSeq and is a predicted model, not a curated record. Lineage: Eukaryota; Metazoa; Arthropoda; Insecta; Diptera; Culicidae.